CUCGAUCGCGUCGUACGUGCUGAUAUAGUCGCGAUCGAAAUUGAUCUCGUCGGCCAUGAAUCAUGAAGCUCGUCUAGCUUGAAAUUCGUCACGUGACGUCACAGUUCCCAGCGUUCCCGCUCGAGCGAAGUGGAGAAGCUGGGCCCAGUCGAGUCUACCAGGCGGAGCGAAAAUUGUCGUGGGGCUUUCGACGUGUGAUUCUCCGAGUUUCUCGGCGUUGUCGAUCGUAUUUUAAGCGGGCCAUCACGCGUUUCCGGUCGUAGUUUUGGAUUAUCGUGUCCAAGUAUCGUUCCGCGAUGGAUAAAGCUCGUAAUUUUCGUCAAAUCGUAUCGAUUAUACUUCGCUCUACGACAAAGGACAUCUUGUCGCGCCGCCAUGUUGCACCACCAUGUCGCUCUUAUUAUACUUUAAUAUCGUACGUUACUCUUUAGAACUGUGUCGUGAAUCUUCGAGUCAAAAAUAUCUAGCGAAGAGCGAGAGAAAUACAUAUAUCAAUCGGAUAUUGUCAAAAUACGCGAUCGCGAGUGUAUAUAUAUAGUGUUCGAAAAACGAUAUCCUUGUUUCGCGAAGUGCCGGAUUCUCGGAAUAGUGAAAUAUUGAAUAAAGUGAAGUGUGUAGUGGCCAAUUUGGGAAUAUCGGCGACUUCAAAGUGCGUCGCGGGGAAAGUCGCCAUCAUCGUUCGAUAAGGCCCUUCGAAAAAAGCGGCGACGCGAGAAUGGAGCAUCGGUUUUAUUCGCGCGCGAAUAAGCUCCCGCGUUCUCGCGUUUUACCGAAACGUGUCGAAGAUUGUAAUAAUUAAAAUCCCCGAGCGUCGCCGCACGUCGCGAACGAAAAAAAGUAACGCGAGUGCAAGUGUUUCGAAGUUUCUAUGAGAGGAGGAAGAGGAGGAAGAGGAGGCCCGGGGAGGCUUCGGGCGAUGUUGGAGCAGCGAUAUGGUUACAACUUUGCUGCUAUGCAUCGUAUCGGGUGUAGCCGCCUGAAUACGCCAUUGGCAGCCACCACCACGCUGGAGGAUCCGGGUACGCCAGCCUCCUGGAAGGGCCCGCCGCCCGGUUCAGAGGCAUCGCCCUUUACGCCCAAUUCCGUCGGUCAGGGCGGUGGUCCUGGCUCGGGUCCGUACAACAACACGGGCGGUCCACCUAGCAAUGCGGGUUUCCAAGGUCCGAGUCCGUUUCCCGGCAGUGCCGGUAGUCCGGCCGGUGCACCGCCUUAUCAAGGACCCCGCCCGGUUCGGCUACGCCGCAAUACACCGCUUCCCCGGCGCCGAGCGGUUCCUCGACCCCCGGUCCCGGACCGCCGCCAAAUUCCACCGGGUUCCCGCCGCCCCCGAAUAACACCGGUCCGCCGUACAACGGGCCCGGGCCCAGUCCGUUCGGUUCGCCGUCCGGCGCGCCCCCGCAAUUCGUCGGUCGACCCGGUUCCUCGGGGCCGCCGUUUGUACCACCGGGUGCCGGUAAUCCACACUUUCCCUCGCAUGGUCAACCGUUCGGAGGACCGCAGUACGGUAUACCACCUGGAAGUCCCUUUGGACCGGGAGGCCACCCUAUGGCGGGACCCAUGGGUCCAGGACAUCCGGCGAUAA
Messenger RNA from Nylanderia fulva, 1582 nucleotides. NCBI's taxonomy places the organism in Eukaryota, Metazoa, Arthropoda, Insecta, Hymenoptera, Formicidae. The record is from RefSeq and is a predicted model, not a curated record.